AUGCCAGGGAGCCCCACAACAAUGCUAUUACUCCGAGGCGAACAGAAGGUACCCAGUAAAUAUUCUGUACAUAUCAAGUUAUGGCUUACCAAGUUAUUGUUAAGAGGUUUACCCCCCGGCUAUCUUGCGGGAAUUGAACAACGCCUAUUUGAGACUGAGAUCGCUCUACACAGAGCACUAUCGAGACUGUACAACCAUUCUGAUGCCAAAUUCCAAGAAAGUCGAGAAUUUCCGCAAGUCUCCAAGGGUGAAUUGAUGGAGCAGUGGCAAGAAUUACCUCUAGGGUCAGACAUUGAUCUGGAAACAUGGUGGUCUCGAAAGACGAAAUAUGUCGAGCCACUCGAUAGGGAGUGGGGUUCACCGGAAAAGACUUCAACUCCCGAAACACAUGUUGCUCAUGGAAUCGAUGACAUCCCAUCUGUUGACUGGGAGUUGACAAAUGAAAGACAUAGAAAUGUUCCAGAUAGUGCAGAUUCACUCACUCGAGAGACUAUGGAUAGUACAAUAUCUAGUCUACCAAGGCCCCCGAACUCAGUCGAAGUGCAAAGGAGCCCUGUGGACCCUCAGCUCCAGUUUGAGAGCGACAUCCCCGGUUCUUCAAGCUGGCAAAGAAAUUCACAAAUACAAAACCUUGGUGAGACCAUAACUGUUGCAGAAUCAUUUGCAAGAGCGCAUCAUAAAACAUAUUUCUAG
Messenger RNA from Botrytis byssoidea, 693 nucleotides. RefSeq lists its product as uncharacterized. The transcript has a single exon. Lineage: Eukaryota; Fungi; Ascomycota; Leotiomycetes; Helotiales; Sclerotiniaceae. The coding region runs from base 1 to 693 and encodes 230 amino acids. The record is from RefSeq and is a predicted model, not a curated record.